AUGGCGCCGGGAAUACUUUUUUACUUCUUGGCUUUGCUAGUCUUAACAAAGGCUAGUGAAGACGCAUCUGCAACUAGAGCGUUAAUCCGAGAAGCUCGACAAUACAAUAACUACGGCGACAAUAGCAAAGAAACUGUAGUAGACAUCGAAGACGACGAAAAGAAACAGUAUUACGAAACCAAUUAUGAUACAAAUGCGUAUGGAUUUGGUUAUGAUGUCGGUCCAAAUGGACAGUUUCACCAUGAAAACCGAGGUCCCGAUGGAGUAACUUACGGUUGCUACGGCUACGUUGACCCCGAACUCAUGCUGCGCGUUACACACUAUGUAGCUGACAGUCAUGGUUACAGAGUAAUUGAACCCGGAAAACCUGUUGAAGUUUACCCCGACGAAAAUCACGAAUACGAUGAAAACUCAUCAGCACCAAACAACCUACCUGGUGUAAUUGUACCGUGGAACAAGCUAUAUUUACCGAAAGGAUGCGGCAGAACUCCAGGCGGAGUUCCCGCUAAACCGUUACCGAAACCGAAACCGAAACCGCAACCUUCCCGCCCUGCCACUGACAGUACUAGCCAAACCAGCAAUCAAAAACCUGAUAUCGUUUAUCCAGGUGGAUACUAUCCUGGUUCUGCUGGUACUCCAGGAUCACCAGGCACUCCCGGUAGCCCCGGUAGCUCUGGCACACCUGGUUCACCAGGCAGUCCUGGAGGUCCCGGAGGGCCAGAUGGCCCAGGUGGACCUGGAAGUCAAACUGGAUACUAUCCAGGAUCAGGAAACGUGCCAUCCGGACCUAGUGGACCAAUCGGACCAAGUGGAUCAGGUGGUUAUUAUCCUGGUACACCCGGAUCUCCAGGCUUACCUGGAUCUCCAGGCAUGCCCGGAACUCCAGGUGGUCCUGGUGGUCCUGGUGGUCCUGGAGGUCCUGGAGGGCCUGGUGGCCCCGGCGGCCCUGGCGGUCCUAGCAGCCCAGGAAACCAUGGUUCUGGUAGCGGACAUUAUCCAGGUCAAAGUGGACCUGGUGGACCAAAUGGGCCAUCCGGUCUUGGUGGACCUAACGGACCAAAUGGACCUAGUGGUCCUAACGGGUCAGUAGGACCUAGUGGACCAGUCGGACCUAGUGGACCAAUCGGACCCAGUGGAUCAGGUGGUUAUUAUCCUGGUACACCCGGAUCUCCAGGCAUCCCCGGAUCUCCAGGCAUGCCCGGAUCUCCAGGUGGUCCUGGUGGUCCUGGUGGUCCUGGAGGUCCUGGAGGGCCUGGUGGCCCCGGAGGCCCUGGCGGUCCUAGCAGCCCAGGAAACCAUGGUUCUGGUAGCGGACAUUAUCCAGGUCAAAGUGGACAUGGUGUACCAAAUGGACCAGGUGGGCCAAGUGGAUCUGAUGGACAAGGUUCAUGGCAAGGCGGUCAAGGUGGUUAUUAUCCAGGUCCGCCUGGUACUCCGAAUAGCCCCGGAACAGCUAGUUCUCCAGGAACUCCUGGAGGUACUGGAGGUCAUGGAAGCCCUAGUGGUCCUGGUUCUGGUGGAUACUAUCCAGGACAAGGUGAAACAUAUUACCCUGGUCAGCCAGGUAGACCAGGAAGUCCAGGAAGCCCGGGUGGACCGGGUGGUCCUGGUGGCCCUGGUGGCCCAGGUGGACCAAGUGGAUCUACUUACCCUACUGGGCCAGGAAAACCAGGUCGACCAGGAUACCCCGGCAGCCCUAACCAACCCGGUAUGCCAGGUCAGCCCGGUACUUCUGAACAACCAGGAUACCCAGGUGGCAUCGGUGAACCAGAUCAACCCGGCCACCCAGGACAACCAGGAUACCCAGGUCAGCCAGGAUACCCAGAAAAUCCAGGAUUACCAGGCGGUCCUAGCCAUCCCGGACAGCCAGGUCAGCCCGGCACUUCAGGACAACCAAGCCAACCUGGCCAACCAGGACAACCGGGAUACCCAGGUCAGCAAGGAUACCCAGGUCAGCCCGGCCAACCAGGACAAAUAGGAAAACCAGGCCAGCCAGGAUACCCAGGACAGCCCGGCACACCAGGAAAACCAGGCCAGCCAGGAUACCCAGAAAACCCAGGAUUACCAGGCGGCCCUAGCCAUCCCGGACAGCCAGGUGAGCCCGGCCAUUCAGGACAACCAGGAAAACCAGGCCAGCCAGGAUACCCAGAAAAUCCAGGAUUACCAGGCGGCCCAGGCCAAACCGGACAACCAGGAUACCCAGGUCAGCCAGGAUACCCAGGUCAGCCCGGCCAACCAGGACAACCGGGAUAUCCAGGCCAGCCAGGAUUCCCAGGUCAGCACGGCACACCAGGACACCCAGAUCAUCCCGGUACACCAGGAAAACCAGGCCAACCAGGAUACCCAGGUCAGCCCGGCCAACCAGGACAACCAGGAAAACCAGGCCAGCCAGGAUACCCAGAAAAUCCAGGAUUACCAGGCGGCCCAGGCCAACCCGGAACCCCAGGAUACCCAGGUCAGCCCGGCCAACCAGGACAACCAGGGAAACCAGGCCAGCCAGGAUACCCAGGUCAGUCCGGCACACCAGGAUACCCAGGUCAGCCCGGCCAACCAGGACAACCGGGAUAUCCAGGCCAGCCAGGAUACCCAGGUCAGUCCGGCACACCAGGACACCCAGAUCAGCCCGGCACACCAGGACAACCAGGAAAACCAGGCCAGCCAGGAUACCCAGGUCAGUCCGGCACACCAGGACAAUCAGGAUACCCAGGCCAGCAAGGAUUCCCAGGUCAGCCCGGCCAACCAGGACAACCAGGAAAACCAGGCCAGCCAGGAUACCCAGGUCAGCCCGGCCAACCAGGACAACCAGGAAAACCAGGCCAGCCAGGAUACCCAGAAAAUCCAGGAUUACCAGGCGGCCCUAGCCAUCCCGGACAGCCAGGUCAGCCCGGCACUUCAGGACAACCAAGCCAGCCUGGCCAACCAGGACAACCAGGAUACCCAGGUCAGUCCGGCACACCAGGAUACCCAGGUCAGCCCGGCCAACCAGGACAACCAGGAUACCCAGGUCAGCCAGGAUCCCCAGGUCAGCCCGGCCAACCAGGACAACCAGGAAAACCAGGCCAGCCAGGAUACCCAGAAAAUCCAGGAUUACCAGGCGGCCCAGGCCAACCCGAACAACCAGGAUACCCAGGUCAGCCCGGCCAACCAGGGCAACCGGGAUAUCCAGGCCAGCCAGGAUACCCAGGUCAGUCCGGCACACCAGGACAACCAGGAAAACCAGGCCAGCCAGGAUACCCAGGUCAGUCCGGCACACCAGGAUACCCAGGUGAGCCCGGCCAACCAGGACAACCAGGAUACCCAGGUCAGCCAGGAUACCCAGGUCAGCCCGGCCAACCAGGACAACCAGGAAAACCAGGCCAGCCAGGAUACCCAGGUCAGCCCGGCCAACCAGGACAACCAGGAUACCCAGGUCAGCCCGGCAAACCAGGACAACCAGGAAAACCAGGCCAGCCAGGAUACCCAGGUCAGUCCGGCACACCAGGAUACCCAGGUGAGCCCGGCCAACCAGGACAACCAGGAAAACCAGGCCAGCCAGGAUACCCAGGUCAGCCCGGCCAACCAGGACAACCAGGAAAACCAGGCCAGCCAGGAUACCCAGGUCAGCCCGGCCAACCAGGACAACCAGGAUACCCAGGUCAGCCAGGAUACCCAGGUCAGCCCGGCCAACCAGGACAACCAGGAAAACCAGGCCAGCCAGGAUACCCAGAAAAUCCAGGAUUACCAGGCGGCCCAGGCCAAUCCGGACAACCAGGACACCCAGAUCAGCCCGGCACACCAGGACAACCAGGAAAACCAGGCCAGCCAGGAUACCCAGGUCAGUCCGGCACACCAGGAUACCCAGGUGAACCUGGCCAACCAGGACAACCAGGAUACCCAGGUCAGCCAGGAUCCCCAGGUCAGCCCGGCCAACCAGGACAACCAGGAAAACCAGGCCAGCCAGGAUACCCAGGUCAGCCCGGCCAACCAGGACAACCAGGAUAUCCAGGCCAGCCAGGAUACCCAGGUCAGUCCGGCACACCAGGACACCCAGAUCAGCCCGGCACACCAGGACAACCAGGAAAACCAGGCCAGCCAGGAUACCCAGGUCAGCCCGGCCAACCAGGACAACCAGGAAAACCAGGCCAGCCAGGAUACCCAGGUCAGUCCGGCACACCAGGAUACCCAGGUCAGCCCGGCCAACCAGGACAACCGGGAUAUCCAGGUCAGCCAGGAUACCCAAGUCAGCCCGGCCAACCAGGACAACCAGGAAAACCAGGCCAGCCAGGAUACCCAGAAAAUCCAGGAUUACCAGGCGGCCCAGGCCAACCCGGACAACCAGGACACCCAGAUCAGCCCGGCACACCAGGACAACCAGGAAAACCAGGCCAGCCAGGAUACCCAGAAAAUCCAGGAUUACCAGGCGGCCCAGGCCAACACGGACAACCAGGAUACCCAGGUCAGCCCGGCCAACCAGGACAACCAGGAAAACCAGGCCAGCCAGGAUACCCAGGUCAGUCCGGCACACCAGGAUACCCAGGUCAGCCCGGCCAACCAGGACAACCGGGAUAUCCAGGCCAGCCAGGAUACCCAGGUCAGUCCGGCACACCAGGACACCCAGAUCAGCCUGGCACACCAGGACAACCAGGAAAACCAGGCCAGCCAGGAUACCCAGGUCAGUCCGGCACACCAGGACACCCAGAUCAGCCCGGCUCACCAGGACAACCAGGAAAACCAGGCCAGCCAGGAUACCCAGAAAAUCCAGGAUUACCAGGCGGCCCAGGCCAACCCGGACAACCAGGACACCCAGAUCAGCCCGGCACACCAGGACAACCAGGAAAACCAGGCCAGCCAGGAUACCCAGAAAAUCCAGGAUUACCAGGCGGCCCAGGCCAACACGGACAACCAGGAUACCCAGGUCAGCCCGGCCAACCAGGACAACCAGGAAAACCAGGCCAGCCAGGAUACCCAGGUCAGUCCGGCACACCAGGAUACCCAGGUCAGCCCGGCCAACCAGGACAACCGGGAUAUCCAGGCCAGCCAGGAUACCCAGGUCAGUCCGGCACACCAGGACACCCAGAUCAGCCUGGCACACCAGGACAACCAGGAAAACCAGGCCAGCCAGGAUACCCAGGUCAGUCCGGCACACCAGGACACCCAGAUCAGCCCGGCUCACCAGGACAACCAGGAAAACCAGGCCAGCCAGGAUACCCAGGUCAGUCCGGCACACCAGGAUACCCAGGUGAGCCCGGCCAACCAGGACAACCAGGAUACCCAGGUCAGCCAGGAUACCCAGGUCAGCCCGGCCAACCAGGACAACCAGGAAAACCAGGCCAGCCAGGAUACCCAGGUCAGUCCGGCACACCAGGAUACCCAGGUGAGCCCGGCCAACCAGGACAACCAGGAUACCCAGGUCAGCCAGGAUACCCAGGUCAGCCCGGCCAACCAGGACAACCAGGAAAACCAGGCCAGCCAGGAUACCCAGAAAAUCCAGUAUUACCAGGCGGCCCAGGCCAACCUGGACAACCAGGACACCCAGAUCAGCCCGGCACACCAGGACAACCAGGAAAACCAGGCCAGCCAGGAUACCCAGGUCAGUCCGGCACACCAGGAUACCCAGGUGAGCCCGGCCAACCAGGACAACCGGGAUACCCAGGUCAGCCAGGAUACCCAAGUCAGCCCGCCCAACCAGGACAACCAGGAAAACCAGGCCAGCCAGGAUACCCAGGUCAGUCCGGCACACCAGAACACCCAGAUCAGCCCGGCACACCAGGACAACCAGGAAAACCAGGCCAGCCAGGAUACCCAGGUCAGCCCGGCCAACCAGGACAACCAGGAAAACCAGGCCAGCCAGGAUACCCAGAAAAUCCAGUAUUACCAGGCGGCCCAGGCCAACCUGGACAACCAGGACACCCAGAUCAGCCCGGCACACCAGGAGAACCAGGAAAACCAGGCCAGCCAGGAUACCCAGGUCAGUCCGGCACACCAGGAUACCCAGGUCAGCCCGGCCAACCAGGACAACCAGGAAAACCAGGCCAGCCAGGAUACCCAGGUCAGUCCGGCACACCAGGAUACCCAGGUGAGCCCGGCCAACCAGGACAACCAGGAUACCCAGGUCAGCCAGGAUACCCAGGUCAGCCCGGCCAACCAGGACAACCAGGAAAACCAGGCCAGCCAGGAUACCCAGAAAAUCCAGGAUUACCAGGCGGCCCUAGCCAUCCCGGACAGCCAGGUCAGCCCGGCACUUCAGGACAACCAAGCCAGCCUGGCCAACCAGGACAACCAGGAUACCCAGGUCAGUCCGGCACACCAGGAUACCCAGGUCAGCCCGGCCAACAAGGACAACCGGGAUAUCCAGGCCAGCCAGGAUACCCAGGUCAGUCCGGCACACCAGGACACCCAGAUCAGCCCGGCCAACCAGGACAACCAGGAAAACCAGGCCAGCCAGGAUACCCAGAAAAUCCAGUAUUACCAGGCGGCCCAGGCCAACCCGAACAACCAGGAUACCCAGGUCAGCCCGGCCAACCAGGACAACCAGGAAAACCAGGCCAGCCAGGAUACCCAGGUCAGUCCGGCACACCAGGAUACCCAGGUCAGCCCGGCCAACCAGGACAACCGGGAUAUCCAGGCCAGCCAGGAUACCCAGGUCAGUCCGGCACACCAGGAUACCCAGAUGAGCCCGGCCAACCAGGACAACCAGGAUACCCAGGUCAGCCAGGAUACCCAGGUCAGCCCGGCCAACCAGGACAACCAGGAAAACCAGGCCAGCCAGGAUACCCAGAAAAUCCAGGAUUACCAGGCGGCCCUAGCCAUCCCGGACAGCCAGGUCAGCCCGGCACUUCAGGACAACCAAGCCAGCCUGGCCAACCAGGACAACCAGGAUACCCAGGUCAGUCCGGCACACCAGGAUACCCAGGUCAGCCCGGCCAACCAGGACAACCGGGAUAUCCAGGCCAGCCAGGAUACCCAGGUCAGUCCGGCACACCAGGACACCCAGAUCAGCCCGGCACACCAGGACAACCAGGAAAACCAGGCCAGCCAGGAUACCCAGAAAAUCCAGUAUUACCAGGCGGCCCAGACCAACCCGGACAACCAGGAUACCCAGGUCAGCCCGGCCAACCAGGACAACCAGGAAAACCAGGCCAGCCAGGAUACCCAGGUCAAUCCGGCACACCAGGAUAUCCAGGUCAGCCCGGCCAACCAGGACAACCGGGAUAUCCAGGCCAGCCAGGAUACCCAGGUCAGUCCGGCACACCAGGAUACCCAGAUGAGCCCGGCCAACCAGGACAACCAGGAUACCCAGGUCAGCCAGGAUACCCAGGUCAGCCCGGCCAACCAGGACAACCAGGAAAACCAGGCCAGCCAGGAUACCCAGAAAAUCCAGGAUUACCAGGCGGCCCUAGCCAUCCCGGACAGCCAGGUCAGCCCGGCACUUCAGGACAACCAAGCCAGCCUGGCCAACCAGGACAACCGGGAUACCCAGGUCAGCCAGGAUACCCAAGUCAGCCCGCCCAACCAGGACAACCAGGAAAACCAGGCCAGCCAGGAUACCCAGGUCAGUCCGGCACACCAGGAUACCCAGGUGAGCCCGGCCAACCAGGACAACCGGGAUACCCAGGUCAGCCAGGAUACCCAGGUCAGCCCGCCCAACCAGGACAACCAGGAAAACCAGGCCAGCCAGGAUACCCAGGUCAGUCCGGCACACCAGGAUACCCAGGUGAGCCCGGCCAACCAGGACAACCGGGAUAUCCAGGCCAGCCGGGAUACCCAGGUCAGUCCGGCACACCAGGAUACCCAGGUCAGCCCGGCCAACCAGGACAACCGGGAAAACCAGGCCAACCAGGAUACCCAGGUCAGCCAGGAUACCCAGGUCAGCCCGCCCAACCAGGACAACCAAGCCGCCCAGGAUAUCCAAGCGGCCCCAGUCAACAAGGUUACCCAGGCAGCCCCGGCCAAUCAAACCAACAAAAUCAACCUGGUCUUCAGGGACAACCAGAUUCUAACGGUGGUGACUCUCUUGGCCAACCAACAGGGACAGGAGUGCAACCUCCUGUUUAUCCACCUUCAAGUCAGAUGCCACCAUUUCCCAUUUAUGUCAUACCAUACCCACUGCCUAUCGUACCAAGCCCUGCAACAUGUCCAUGCUAUCUCUUGAAUCCCGGACAAAAUAACUCAAAUGCGGUUUCACAAACGCAAACUAAUAAUCAAAACAACCAAGGUUACAGUCCAUAUGGCAUAAUUGGAUUUAUACCUGUCGUGUUCGUGCCAAACUGUCCAGGAAAUUACACUGAAAUGCAAACUGCUCAGGAAAGUUUUCCCAACGCAGUGCCAGUGCCAUACAACUGUGCCCAAUGCCAAGCAAAUAGAGAUAUUUAUAGAUACUUCGGUAGAGUAAACGGUGGCCGUAGUGUAGAUUUUAAAGAUCUUAAGGAAAUUAAAUCUUUAUCAGAAUUAGAAAGCUUAUUAAAGAAUCAAAUCAAACCUCAAAGAAAGAGUUUGCGAAGAAUAGCUGUCCAUCCAAGAGUGCUUGAUGACGUGACAAGUGAUAAGAAAUCAAAAAAAAGUAAUGAAAACUUAAGAAAACCAUCAGCGGUA
Molecule: messenger RNA, 8571 nt
Organism: Brenthis ino (lesser marbled fritillary)
Lineage: Eukaryota; Metazoa; Arthropoda; Insecta; Lepidoptera; Nymphalidae
Source: the annotation of a GenBank genome assembly